AUGAUGAACGUUCCUCAUUUAUCAACCAUCAAUGGUCCAGAUUUUAACACGAAUCAAUAUCCUCAUCCAAUUCCAUUGCUCUAUCAACAAACCAACAGUACACCAACGACAUCUAGCAUCUCCAUUUCAACAUCCAAUAGCAAUGCCCAACAAGUAUGUGAUAUUACACAACCACAAAAUGAUACAACACCAACAACUAAUGAUAAUGAAAAUAAUUUCAUCCUGGUGAAAAAAAGAAAAAAGAAGAUUAAAACUGAUCAUACCAAUUCUAACACUCCAGGACCUGAUACAUCAUCGCCAUCGUGGACAUCAACAUCAUCUUCUUCCUCUACAUCAUCAUCAUCAAUUCGUACAGACGGAUCAACAUCUUCAACAAAUUCUGAUAGUAUAGUUUCAGCUAAACAAACAACUUCAACAACAAAUCUCAAACAAGUUCAUCCAAGUCAAAGAUCUUCAGAACAUGUUCAACAAAUACAACAAGGUAAAGCAGCAAUAAAAUACACCACCCAAACAUCGGAUCUUAGUCAUCAACCAAAAGAAGUAUCUGAAUAA
Messenger RNA from Rotaria sp. Silwood2, 552 nucleotides. NCBI's taxonomy places the organism in Eukaryota, Metazoa, Rotifera, Eurotatoria, Philodinida, Philodinidae. The record is from the annotation of a GenBank genome assembly.